CAUCGCUGCCUACAAAUCCCAGAAGUCCUUGCGCUGUACGUCACGGUGUUGUUGCGGAAGUGUCAGUGCAGUGGUGGAGAGUGCUGCUGUGGGUCUGCUGCUGGUGGUGGAGUGGAGCUGUUCUGACUGAGAGACACAGAAGCGGCUGAAUUAGAAACUCUUACAGGAGAACCGCACAGCGCAAUGGCUGCUCUUAAAUACGCGGGAAUGGACGAUACUGACAGCGAGGACGAGCUGCCCCCCGGCUGGGAGGAGAGAUCCACCAAGGAUGGCUGGGUUUAUUAUGCCAAUCAUGAGGAGAUGAAAACACAGUGGGAGCAUCCUAAAACUGGAAAGAAGAAACGCUGUGCUGGAGAUCUGCCGUACGGGUGGGAACAGGAGUUGGACGACAAGGGUCAAGUCUUUUAUGUUGAUCACAUCAACAAGAGAAAGACGUACUUCGAUCCUCGGCAGGCCUUCACCAUAGAGGAUGUACAAGUAAAGCCCAAGCGUUAUGAUGGAAACACUGCUGCCCUGGAGAUUCUACAGGGUCAGGAUCUCUCCAACAAGGUCAUAGUCAUUACUGGAGCCAAUUCUGGUGUCGGUUUUGAGACGGCGCGCUCCUUCGCUCUUCAUGGGGCUCAUGUGAUCUUGGCCUGCCGGAAUAAAGCUCGCAGCAGUAAAGCAGUUAGUCUGAUUCUAGAGGAGUGGCACAAAGCUUGCGUUGAGGCCAUGACACUGGACCUGGCCUCGUUGAGAAGUGUUCAAGAGUUUGCAGAGGCCUUUAAAGCACAGAAACUGCCUCUGCAUAUUCUGGUGUGUAAUGCGGCAGUAUCUACACAGCCCUGGUGUUUGACUGAGGACGGGCUGGAAUCCACCUUCCAGAUCUGCCACCUGGGCCACUUCUACCUGGUGCAGCUGCUGCAGGAUGUGCUGCGGCGGUCAGCUCCUGCUCGUGUGGUGGUGGUGUCCUCUGAAUCCCACAGGUUCACAGAGCUGCUGGACUCGUGUGGUAAAGUGGACUUGGCUCUGCUCUCUCCGCCUCAGAAGGAGUACUGGUCCAUGCUGGCCUACAAUAGAGCCAAACUCUGCAACAUCCUGUUCUCCAAUGAGCUGAACCGCCGCCUGUCUCCGCACGGGGUCACCUCCAACGCAGUGCACCCUGGGAACAUGAUGUAUACGUCCAUCCAUCGCAGCUGGUGGCUCAUGACCUUCCUCUUCACCCUGGCACGACCGUUCACCAAGUCUAUGCAACAGGGUGCGGCCACCACCGUGUACUGCGCAGUGGCUCCGGAGCUGGAGGGACUGGGAGGGAUGUACUUCAACAACUGCUUCCGCUGUCUUCCGUCUCAGCAGGCCCAGGAUCCCUCCUCCGCCCUCAGCCUGUGGGAGCUCAGCGAGAGGCUGGUCCAGGAGAGGUCCACCAACCCUCAGCCAGUGUAACCUCAGGAUCCCGUCGCGUGCCAGUGACCCCGACACCUUCCGUGCCCUGCCGCACGUUUUCCAUCACCAGGAAGUGAAGGGGACUGUGUGUUUUAUAUUUGGGAAAUAUACAGUAUACACUACUGUACUCACUGUACAAAAAUACAAACAAAAAAACAACAGCCAAAUCCUUUAGUCUGCACCUUCAGUGUCCACUGUCACCGUUCGCCAUAAACCAAGCCUGGAGAGUCUGUAGGAGCUAGCACUGUGUAACGUCACUGUAUAUAUUUCCCAGGCCGUUCCAGAUUCCUCACCUUUUGUUCCUCACAUGAGCUAUAGAACACCGUCUAGAACACUGUUCUCUAAUACGGCUCUCUAAACAUCGAUCACCACACGUUCCAGCUAGGGGCUCUACGUUAUAGCAAAUACACUUAGAAAAAAAUAGAACAUCAUCUCACAAUCUUAAACUACACAAUUUUUAAUCUUUGAAUUCGAGUUCUGUUGAAAUAGCUGGGAAUUCUCGUUCUCAAGGUCCAUCCAUCCCUUUGUACAGAUUGAAUUAAGAGAAUGAGUAGAUGAGUGCACUAAAGAAGCUACAAAGAAGUAGUGGAGGAAGUAGUGGAGGAAGUAGUGGAAGAGUGUAUGUAUGUGUGUUUACGUCUGUAUGUGUGUGUGUGUGUGGGUGGGCGGGUGUGAAUGCGUACGAGAGUGGUUUCCUAUUUACACAUAAGACCACUGAAGUUCCUACAAAUCUGCCUGUAUAGAUAUGCUGUACAUGAUACACAUCAGGUGAUGUUCUAAUGCGCUUUAUGUUUCUGUAGAUUCUGUAGAUUAGUAGAAUUCACGACCCCCAAUCUGCCGAGAGACUCCCGAUCCAAACUAUGAAUUUUCGAACUUUUACAAAAUGCUAUGCUAAUGCUAAUUACAAUGAAGCAGCAUCUCUGAGGAGAACAGGAGGGCCAGUGCUGGCUGAGGGAAAAAAAAGAAAGAGAGUCUCGCAGAAGUCUUUAAGAAAUUUCAGGUGGAAUUUUCUCUUCGAUCUCCCUGUUUUUUGUUUUUGUUUAGUUUUUUUUGUUUUUUUAAAUCGUCCAUUUCGUCAGUGUGUUGUUUGUGUGAGGUUUCCCCUGUAGAAGGUGGUCUUCAUCGGUUUUGAUUCGCUGAGGGCACUAUCUGUAGAGCUGUUGGAGUAGUUCAGAAGUAGAGAGGAUGGUGAAGACUGAAGAAUGGCACCAGGAUUGAUCUUUUUUUUUCUCCCCUCUCUCUGUUUGAUUCCGCUUCUCCAUCUUUUCUCUCGUUUCUUCCUAAGGGCUUUGACUUUGGAGAGGUUGUGCUUUGUGGCAGUCUUGGUGCCAUGGGUCAAUCUAAGCCAUAAGCAUUCCAGUGUAACGGGACCUGGAGAGACGAAAGAAAGAGAGAGAGAGAGAGACAAAUGAAUAAAAAUUGAUUGAAAGAA
Astyanax mexicanus (Mexican tetra) is the source of this 2854-nucleotide messenger RNA. It is a transcript of the gene wwox, whose product is annotated as WW domain containing oxidoreductase. Lineage: Eukaryota; Metazoa; Chordata; Actinopteri; Characiformes; Acestrorhamphidae. The record is from RefSeq and is a predicted model, not a curated record. Gene Ontology annotation, molecular function: protein binding. The coding region runs from base 184 to 1422 and encodes 412 amino acids. The transcript has 9 exons.